UCGCAGAGAGCCUAUAUUCCUUCUGAAAUUCGCCAGUUACUGUGGAUGCUCUUAACUUGCACUAGCUACGGCGUGCAAUGUGUCCAGGAUAGAGUCACACUGUGAAUGUCGCCCGGAAUGACAGCGACCGACCCAGCGCUAGUCUCAAGGGUGCACCUGUGGGCAGAAGGAGGGGGGGUCUCGGCGCUUCAUUUGGCGAGAGCACGUUGUUUUAUGACAGAUUAACUGGAAAGAAUUAACUCCAGGACACGUCGUAUGCAUUUUUGUUUCUGCUAUUUUACCUGAAAACCCAAUCGAGGACGAAAACAUCCCUGCCGGUAAAAUCGUAGCUAUGGAUACGUUCGCGAAGACCCCAGUGCACCUCGGAGAGAAUCAAUAUGUGACCUAAUUAUUAUUUCCAGGCUCUGAUAAGACUGCUAUUCUGUUUUGCUCCGAAGGCGUGGUUCUGGGGCACUUGACGCUCGCCUCUUAGUCCUCCAUUGCUAUUCAUUCCAAUGCCUCAAUCGUACGGGCAGAUACAAACGCUACUUAACUGGCGCAAUAAUCAAAUUAAGCACAGCGCGCAACAGACGCAAAGACGUAUCAGGUAGGCAGUUUUCGUUUUCAUUGACUCGGAUCGUUUGGAUCUGUUCUGGAAGAUGCCGAAUUCGUUCACAAGGUCAGAUGUAACUUUCGUCCUGGAAUUCGAACGUUCAGAAAUGGUUCUGAGACCAGGAGAAGCACGCUGAUAUAAAGCAGAGCUGCAGCCCUCCAUUCUGUAAUCGACUGUGCCCUGGAGAAGGGGAGCGUGAAAUGGGCACCAUCCCCAAACCGAAAAGGACUGUCACCAUUCAGAUGGGACCUCACAUUGCUGUCGUGGACAGCUUUGGGAACAAGGAGCCCACUGCCAGCUGGGAGAAGGAGCCAAACCUGAAAUUGAACAGCACAUCUACGCCCCCGAAGGAGCACAGGCAGGAUAAUGUGUGCAUGGACAUGAGCACGGCCAACAGAAUCCACCACAGCAGACAGCCGAGCAGGGCAGACAUGUCCGCCUCCGCCUCCGUGGGUCACGGAGGGAACGGGGAUUCUGAGGGCCUGAUUGGACGAGGCCUGGUGCAGACUGGAGCUCUGAUAGGUCAGGGUACGGGUGAUUCGAGAGCUCUGAUAGGUCAGGGUGUGGGGGAUUCGAGAGCUUUGAUAGGUCAGGGUGUGGGGGAUUCAAGAGCUCUGAUUGGUCAGGGCUGCCAAGCAAGCGCAGGGGAGGAGUCGCCAAUACCGCCAAAGGACGAUUUGCGAGCGUGCGACGGGGUCUCGAAGGCGCUAGGCUUUGAGGAGCGGCCCGUAGAUCCCACAGCAGGGAGGCUCAGGUCUCACACACCUGAAGGUUUCCAAAAACGUGAAGUCACCUCGGCGUCCACUCAGGCAGCGAGGGAAACGUCUGGGCCAGAGCGGGCCUCCGCAGCGCGGGUGGCGAAGCGAGACCACGCUGGCAGCGCUGGCAUCCCGGGCAUCCCUGCUGAUGAAGACGUGCCGGUGAAAUCUGAUGGUUCUGUCCACACUGCGCUCCCGGCACAAACCGCCAAGCCUGAGGUUCACCAGGAGAACUCUGAACACCAGGGAAGUGAGAGAGAGCAGACGUCAUUUCUCAGUCUGAGGGAAGGCCUCUCAGGAGGCCAGGUAACCAGCGCUACUCUGCACAGCACCGAGCUGACGGACACCGAGGGGAACCCGAGCACCCACUGUCCCACGCAGGAGGAGUUAGGGGCGCAGAACGGCUCGGGCAGCUCCUCACAUCCUCACUCCUCAGGGCUGCUGCUGAGGGACUCUGCUGGAGGGCCGUGGAGCAGACCCGACCGUGCACAGGCGGCAGAGGGAGCUCCGCAGAGCACAGGUACCGCGACACAGGAAGUGCAGCCGAUACAAAGAGGACUCUGCAAACGCUUCCAGGACGUCGCCACCAUGACCGCGUCCCCCGAGCGCGGCGGGCCGUCCGGAGCGGCAUGGCGGGACGCGGAGGUGCAGGCGGUCCCCGAGGUCUGCAGCAGGUCCGCGGGGACAAGCCCCUCCCGCUUCCCUCUGGCCACGCCCCCCGGACUCUGCUGCGCGGCGGCAGGAGGGAGCGCUGGUCCCCCGGGGGCUGGCCCAGUGCAUGCUGGGUCACAACACGCGGCUCACCCGCCACGGGACGACACUUCGCCGAAAGAGGGCGGGGUCUUCAGCGACGCGUGCGUCCAAACCGCCGUCUCCGUCUCCUCUCGGGCCCGCGCCGGUCCGUCUCCGCCCCCCAGCAGCCCGGUCCCGGAGAGCGGCAGGUCGGGGGGCAUUCUGGGUAAAAGCACUGGAGCCAGCCGCCAUUCUGGCUCUGCAGGGCAUCAGGACAUGGAGCUGGGAGCAAGGCCCAAAGAGCCAGGGCUGCAUCUGGGCCACGUCCAGAAAGGGCCUUUACAGCCAGUUUAUCAGAUCAGCACUGCGGCGUGUAGCCAGUCAAACCACGCUUCCAGCAGCUUCCGUGAGAAGGAGCCAUCGAUAGCAGACCAGCAGAGUUUGUCCCAGUCAGAGUCUUCCAAUGGAAACCAUACAGGCAGCCUGCAUAAUAAACCUAUAGUCUCUAAUCACACGUGUCAUGCUGUCGCUGAUGUCAUGAGCUUUCCUGACCAAUCAGUGAGCGGUCCCACAGAUCCAGCCUGCUCCUCACCACAGGACUCCAGGCUUCAGGUAGAGACACAAACGCCGCCUGGUGUGCAAAGCCAGCAGGUGGAGCCGCUCGUGGUGGAGACAUGCCCCGAGCGAAAGGACGUUCCAGGUGAAGGGAAGUCCGAUCCAGAAUCAGAGCAGAGCAGCGGUCCGGAUCAGAGCCGGUCCAAAGCCGGGCCGGGUCAGAGCCGGUCCAAAGCUGGGCCGGGUCAGAGCGACGGGGCCGUCCCGCCGCGGCCGGAUCAGGGCGGUUCUGAAGACGAGGGCAAGGCGGGCGCGGUGCCCGAGGUGGUGUGGGACGAGCAGGGCAUGACGUGGGAGGUGUACGGCGCGUCCGUCGACCUCGAGUCCCUGGGCUUCGCCAUCCAGAGCCACCUGCUGUGCAAGAUCAAAGAGCACGAGAAGCAGAUCCAGACGCAGACGACCCGCCUGGGCCGGUCCCUGUCCUCCGAGUCGCCCCGCGCCGGGAAGACCCGCAAGCGCCCGCGCAGCGUCUUCCGCUCGCUGCUGCAGAACGUCCGCCGGCCCCCGUGCUGCCUGCGCACGCCCCCGUCCGCGCUGGAGUGA
Messenger RNA from Anguilla rostrata (American eel), 3240 nucleotides. RefSeq names its product G protein-regulated inducer of neurite outgrowth 3-like. The transcript is spliced from 3 exons. Gene Ontology annotation, biological process: neuron projection development. Bases 793 to 3240 code for a protein of 815 amino acids. NCBI's taxonomy places the organism in Eukaryota, Metazoa, Chordata, Actinopteri, Anguilliformes, Anguillidae. Gene Ontology annotation, cellular component: plasma membrane. The record is from RefSeq and is a predicted model, not a curated record.